AUGACCCAGCACAGCGGCACGGCGAGUGUGCUUAGUAUCAUGCAUGAGCUGCAACAGCUGCGAGAAAAAGUUUACAUUUAUUCGGAGAAGAAUCGCGAGCUAGCAAAAGCUUUGACUGCUGUCAAACAGGAACUUUCAAAAACGCGAGUAGCGCAUAGCACCGCUUUUUCAAAUAAAGUGAUACAGUGGAUGGAGUCGAGCUGCAAACCCAUUGCAAUGAACCACCAAGCUGUACAAUGUUGCAUCGAAACAUCUGAUGAAGACAGUCGUCCAUUGUCCAAAAAUAAGGCUUCUGAACUGAGAAAACAACAUUCUUCGAUCCAGAGUGGCGAAGUCAACGGGGUGCAGUGCUCAGAGUUACAGCGUUUCCCAAGACUUGCGCUUGCAAAAUCUCGAAAGGCGACCGUGCGGGCUAAUGAGAUGGUCGAAGACGUCGAACACCAUAAAGGAGGAAAGGAUACAAUACCAAUUGACUUCAAAAGCGACGAGCUCAAAGGAUGUCCAGUAACACUCACCUCUCAAUCCAGUGGGCCUCCAUUUAAUCAGGUCCAAACGAGCGAACAGACAAGUUUGAAAAGGCGAUUGCGCCAGCGAGAUAGUAGCAUUUCAUACAUUGAGCCAAAGCUGAACACGAAGCUACGACGGGGCGACUACUAUGGCUUAGGCAAGCGGACAGGCCGAGCAGAAAGUGUCUUGAAUUUAAGGCAUUUUUACGCGUUGCCGACAUUCGAGCAACAAUGUAGCCCAUUUCGAAGCAGACGUCGGCUUAUCAAUCGUAUUUCGUACGAGGAGCCCAAGCUUAAUAGAAAGCUCCGCCAGGGCGACAAAUUUACUUUUGUUUCUUAA
Plasmopara halstedii is the source of this 846-nucleotide messenger RNA. RefSeq names its product calcium calmodulin dependent protein kinase 4. NCBI's taxonomy places the organism in Eukaryota, Oomycota, Peronosporomycetes, Peronosporales, Peronosporaceae. Gene Ontology annotation, biological process: meiotic chromosome segregation. The transcript has 10 exons. Bases 1 to 846 code for a protein of 281 amino acids. Gene Ontology annotation, cellular component: chromosome, centromeric region; nucleus. The record is from RefSeq and is a predicted model, not a curated record.